This is a messenger RNA of Paramecium octaurelia, 556 nucleotides long. NCBI's taxonomy places the organism in Eukaryota, Ciliophora, Oligohymenophorea, Peniculida, Parameciidae. The record is from the annotation of a GenBank genome assembly.
AUGUAAAAGUAAUUUUUUGAGAGAAUAGGAAUAGUGUUGAUAGUUGUCAGAAAUAAAAAUAACUAAUACCUAGCCGUCUUAGAAACAAAGAAUAGAGGAUGGUGGUUACCUGGAGGCAGAGUUGAACCUGGAGAGCAGUUUGAAAAAGCUGCUUUAAGAGAAACUCUUGAAGAGGCAGGGAUUAAUGUAACUUUGAAAGGAGUCUUGAGAGUUGAAUAGGAUAUUGAUCAAUAAACAUGUUUCAUGAGAUUCAAGAUAGUGUAUUAUGCAGAGCCGACUGAUUAAAAUCAAGCGCCUAAGAAAGUAGCAGACAAAGGUAUUAAGUGAUUGCGAUUGAUUUCACUAGAAUCUGAGAUGGCUGUUUGGGUUGAUUACGAUAAGCUUCACGAAUUGGGAAAGACCAAAGAAGGUUGGAGAGGAAUGGAAUUAAUAUAAUGGGCUAAUUACAUUGAAUAAGGAGGCGACAUCAUGCCAUUAUGUACUGUAAGUAGAGAGGGAGCCAAUGUGGAAAUGGCGAAACCAUUUACCAUAAAGAAUCUCAAAUAAAAUUGAUAUA